This is a messenger RNA of Arachis duranensis, 1584 nucleotides long. RefSeq lists its product as uncharacterized. Bases 1 to 1584 code for a protein of 527 amino acids. The transcript is spliced from 2 exons. NCBI's taxonomy places the organism in Eukaryota, Viridiplantae, Streptophyta, Magnoliopsida, Fabales, Fabaceae. The record is from RefSeq and is a predicted model, not a curated record.
AUGGAUGCUCCGAGGAGAGUUACCAUCAAGGAAGCGGGUGCACCGGAUUAUGUCCUUCAACCCCUUCAUGUAACUCACCUCAACUUAAAUGCAAACUUUGAAUUGAAAACCGCUUUGAUUAACCUCCUACCUAAGUUUCAUGGGCUUCCCGCACAAGACCCUAUUCGACAUCUCAAGGACUUUCAUCAUAUAUGCUCAACCACUAGACGGGAAGGAUCCGAUGAAGUUGCUAUAUGGUUGUUUGAUUUCCCUUUCUCUCUUGAGGACAAGGCGAAAGAAUGGUUCUACACUCUAUCUAGUGAAGUCACCUCCGAUUGGGACUUACUUAGAAGAGGAUUCUUGGAUAAAUUCUUGCCCCCGGAGAAGAUGGAUAGGCUAAGGAAGGAAAUGUCUUGUAUUGUGCAAGGUGAAACGGAACCGCUAUACGAGUAUUGGGAACGGUUUCCUAAGCUACUAGACGCAUGCCCUAAUCACAUGCUUGACACUCAAGUAUUGCUUGGAUACAUAUGUCAAGGGAUGCGAGAACAAGAUAGAACUCUCUUGGACACCUCUAGCAAUGGUUCUUUGUCCAAAUAUAAAACAGCGGAGGAGGCAUGGCAACUUAUCAUUGACUUAGCCGAAUCCAAUCAAAAUAUGAGACGAAGAGUCAACCGUCCGAGGACCGUGAAUGAGGAGAAGGAAACACAAGACUCAAAUCCUAUCACAAUCACCCAAGAGGAGGAGAGAAUAGAUAUAGAAGAGGUAGAGGAAGAGGAGACACCACAAGCUAUAAUUGAGGAUGAAACUCAACCAACAAAGGAGACCCCCAAAGCCAAGAGAACCUUGGAAGAAGAAAUUGCUCAACCACUCCCAUUCCCAUCACUUGCAAAGAAAGCUAGAAAGCGCAUAGAACUCGACCCCAAAAUGGUAGAAAUGUUCAAGAAAGUUGAGGUAACCAUCCCCCUCUUUGAUGCCAUCCAUCAAGUUCCUAGAUAUGCAAAAUUCCUCAAAGAUCUAUGCAUGAAUAAGGAUAGAAUUCUUGAAUUGGAAACCAUCCCAUUGGGGAGUUCUAUUUCCGCUUUAAUGGGAGCAUUGCCCGAGAAGUGUGAUGAUCCGGGCCCUUGUAUGGUCACUUGCACCGUCAAUGGAGUUCAAUUUAUAGAUUGUACGUGUGACCUCGGAGCAUGUGUUAGCAUCAUACCACUCUCUGUCUACCGGAUAUUGAAGUUGCCACCACUAAAAAGGUGGACGGCAAGAUUUGUCCUAGCGGAUAAAAGCAUAAUAACCGUGACGGGUGUUGCGGAAGACGUAUUGGUGAAUAUCAAAGGGUUGGUGUUUCCAAUUGACUUCUAUGUCCUUGAAAUGCCAUCAAGCGAAACCGAGAGAGCAUCAUCUAUCCUACUUGGAAGACCAUUCCUGAGAACUUCUAGAUUUAAGCUAGAUGCCUACUCGGGAACCUACUCAUUUGAGAUAGAUGGGAGAGUCGUAAGUUUUAGCCUAGAAGAAGCAAUGAAGCAUCCACCGGAGAAUCACUCUCUAUUCCGGUGUGACCCAAUUGACAACAUGGUUGCCAAAGUGCACCUUGCAAAGUUAGAUGAGAAGUAG